GGUGCUUGGCGAGUGAAUAGAGCUACAUAUGAUAUGUGGAGACGCGACGCGCUCAACUACCGUCCACAAUAUCUUAUACCACCAUAAAAGCUUCACGAAAUUCGAUAAACGGCCUUUUACAGGUUCGAAUAUUCAAUUCCGAUAAUAAGUAAUCCCCUAAUAUCCUUGCAAUAUGCCACGCCCGAAACGCACAAAAGUUACUCGUCCUGCCGCGACUGCGACUGCGCCUGCCCCGCGCGUCAUAGAAUCAACAGAACUAAUCGAGCCGGCAUCUUUACCAGCGACAGCUCCAAGGGCGCGUCCUUUCGAUGAUCUAUAUGAUGUUAGUGAUGGAGACCUUGAGGCACCUGCGGAUGCGACAAAGCUGGCAAAAGGGAAGUCUGUUGCAACACGAAGUAGUGGUCGCAAUGCAUCGCGCAACAUGGAAAAUACAGAGUCCAAGGAAUCUGCCAAUACUACAAAAUCGAAGAGUGCGCCGGAAUUAGAAUCAGACGAUGAUACGCGGAUAUCGAGUAGUCCUGAAAUCGAAGCUGGGAGAAGAGGUCGGCGUACAUCUGCUAUGGACAAUUCUGUACUUGCGAUUGGUAAUUUUCGACGGAGGGCGCGCGAACCAAGUAUCUUAGGACAACAAACCACACGAGCUCGAUCAAGCAGUAUAGACUCGAAUUUAGCAGAAGAGAAUGGUCUUACAAGUGUUGGAAAGAGGAAUACAUCUGGGCUAGGAAUGGGAACAUUUAGAGGACGCGCUGGAUCUAGGAGACCAAGUAGUGUGGGUGGGGAUAGACCAGAAAUCGGAUCUGUAUUGCGACUUGGUAAUUUUAAGAGAAGAGCUCGAGAACCUAGUAUCUUGGGAACGGCGCGGAAACCACAAGAAUCAAGACCUACAUUCGAUUCCGAUUCCGACUCCGAUGGUUUUGCGCCUGAAGACGAAUCAACACCUUUAAACUUUGCCAAGGGAAGAGCUAUGCCUUCAUCUUCGAGUUCAAGAAAACGAAAAUUGUCUAGUGUACAGGUUCCACGCUCACAAGACGCUACGCAUACCCAGCAGAGCCCUUCUAAAUUACCUAGAAAUGAUUCAGAUCUCGAAGAUACAGUUCCCGCGACCGCACCGAUAGACAGUAAUGAAGACGACGAGGAGGGGGAGCUACCAGAAUUAGAAAAAGAGCCUUCGCCUGAGGAUUCGCCAUUAUCAUCAAUAGAACAUAUUGGGACACCCGAGCCUAUGAGUGAAACUAUGGCGCCUCCACGUGGUGGCAGUUCCUCUCUUUCGCCUGCUCAAUCUCUACCAUCACCUCCGCCACCCCCUCAACCUACUUUAAAUACGCGACAAGCAGUUACUCGAUCCCGUCGCAUAAUAAAUCCACGAACUCCACCUCCUGCCUCCAAUACAGAAAUGCAUUCCUCUCCUAUAUCUUCCCCGCCAUCACUCACACAUUCACCCGAUAUACCCACACGUUCCACACGACCUCCGCGUAAAGCUGCACCUCAACCUGCAACUUUGUCUACUGCAGCCCUACAAGCACUACUUCCAAGACGCCGUCAGCGUCAUCGAUCCGCUUUGGACGUGGAAUCUUCUGAUAGUGAGGUGGACACUACUGGUCUUGGCGAGCAUGAUGACGAAUUGACCAUAACAGUCGCCCCAACUGCCCGUCGUCAAGCUUCUGCUCGCCCUACUACUGGAGCAUCUGCUACAUCUUCAAAACUCACACAAAAAGCUAAGGCUGCCGCUAAAGGUAAAGGAAAGAGAACUUAUGGAAGGAAGCCAGCACCGGUAGUAUCUGAUAAGGAAAAUGAAAUCGAUCCCGGUGACAGUCUGGCACCUGCCCAAGACGAAAGAUCACCAGAAGAGCCUCGAAGUGAGAACAGUUCUGAAUUAGAGAAGAGGGUAGGAAAGGAAUUGAAAAAAGCUGCGAGGAAAUUCAAGGAAGUCGAUAAGUGGGAGUUAGAAUUUGAGGAGUGUGAGGCGAGUAGUGAUCAGCUUGCUCGAUAGUUAUGUUUCACGAUUGGCAAAGAUAUGUGGCGUCAACAAAUUUGUUUUUGUUACAAGGAGUGAAAUGGUGAGCGAAAGGACAGCGAGGAGUUGGGGUCAUGAAAUACAAAUGUCUUUACGAGUUCUAUCCACAAAAUCGUUUUGCAACGUCACUUGGGAAAUGGGAGAUUUGGCGGGAAGGGUGUCUGGAAAUAUGGCUUUUAUCAUUGGCCUUUCAAAGUAAAAACGGAUGCCUUGAUGGCUGGAUACGAAGAGAUUUGUGUAACUGCUUGCUAUGGUUUGUAGCUUAGGUAGCUCCCUCUUCUCGUCGCCAUAGAUAGUACGAUACUCGACACAAUGGACAUGAAUCUUAAACAUUCCGUCUGUCGUUCUGUGAUAAUUGAGCUUGUGAUCAUAUGAAUACCAGCAGAACAGUACCAAAUUUAGAGUCUACAGCUAGAUAUCUAGAACGUAGGAUACGUGGCCAUGAUAUGAUGUAAUUUAUCGGGCACAGUGUACUGAAGAGGUACCUAGAGCUGAGAUGAACAGUAUUUUUGGGGACGGGAGGCGCGGCUAUUUCUGGACCCAUUGAUUAUGUCGUGUCGGCCGAAAUCUGUAGGUGAUGAAAAUCAGAUCAAGGUUAAAAUGUGAUAAGAAAUAAUCUUUUUCAUGCUGAUUCAUGAUCAUGUCAACAAAACAUAAACUCACCUCCUCACGGCCAUGAAGAUUCCUCAUCUGCUAGAAUAGAGCGAGU
Messenger RNA from Botrytis cinerea B05.10, 2723 nucleotides. RefSeq lists its product as hypothetical. Lineage: Eukaryota; Fungi; Ascomycota; Leotiomycetes; Helotiales; Sclerotiniaceae. The transcript has 2 exons. The record is from RefSeq and is a predicted model, not a curated record. The coding region runs from base 173 to 1990 and encodes 605 amino acids.